Molecule: messenger RNA, 6159 nt
Organism: Pocillopora verrucosa
Lineage: Eukaryota; Metazoa; Cnidaria; Anthozoa; Scleractinia; Pocilloporidae
Source: RefSeq, a predicted model, not a curated record
AUGGGGUUUGCUGAAUCUGCCUCUAUCAUGACCCUACUUUCGAUGAUUUGUGUAUCAACAUUGAAGAGAAAUCCCGGUGCCUUGGCGACACGAGCAUGUGGCAUUUUGGUAAAAAACGCACUGAAAAGUCCGGGAUACCCUAGCAAUUACCCAAAUUUUAUGGAUUGUGAAUAUUCUGUUCCGAUUUCACACGGAGGGCCAAUGGGAAUACAUUUCGACGACUUUGAUCUGGAAUUCGAAUCUUCAUGCAGAUAUGACUUUUUAAAAAUUUCUAAUGGACACGGUACUACGUUUGGUCCAUACUGUGGUCAACGGAUUGGACAGACAGUUGUACUCUUCGGAGAAUCUGCUUCGAUAACCUUCCAUUCAGACUUCAGUGUUCAAAAAAAAGGUUUCCUUCUACGUUUCAAUACAGCUCCAUAUGGUGGGUACAUCCCACCCGGUAUCUCUGUGCCAGCUGUUGUGGAAAUGUAUCCAGGAUCUAAAUUAGAUAUUUCAGUGACUGGAACGGUACCUAUGAACACAUCAAUAGUAAGAAACACUUCUGACCUAGUUUUAACAUCGGAAUCUGUCCACAUUCGUUUCAAUCCUAAUGACGAAGGGAACUACACCUGCGUGGCCACCAAUGAUUAUGGUUCUGACUCAAGGGAGUUUUCCAUUGUAUUCAGAGGAUGUGGAUCUUCAGCAAAUAACUCACUGAAAAGCCCCAGAUAUCCCUAUCCUGCUCCAAGACAGCUGAAAUGUGUUUAUUCAGUUCCCAUCCCCGAAGGAAAAGCAAUGGAAAUCUAUUUCGAAGAUUUUGAUGUGGGAUACAGUUGGUGGCAUGGCUGCAAUGAACAUGGUGUCGUAGAAAUUUUUGUUGAGCGGAACUUUUUCGGCAAAUACUGCGGUAGGAGAACUGGACAGACUAUUAUAGUUGGUGGUGAUUACGUCGUAAUAAAAUUCAAUUCAAUUGGCUAUGGGAGAGGAUUCUUUUUCCGUUUCAAUUCAGUUCCCGCUGCUCCACCCAGCAUUUCAGUACCAGUUGUUGUGGAAAUCUAUCCAGGAUCUAAAGUAGAUAUUUCAGUAACUGGAACAGUUCCUGUGAACACGUCAAUAAUAAGGAACACUUCUGACUUAGUUUUAACAUCAAAUUCAGCCCUCAUAAAUUUCUAUCCUAAAGAAGAAGGAAACUACACCUGUGUGGCCACCAGCAAGUAUGGCUCAGACUCAAAGGAGUUUUCUGUUAUAAUCAAAGGAUGUGGAUCAUUGGUAAACAACUCAUUGAUAAGUCCCGGAUAUCCAUACCCAGACUCAGUACAGAUGGAAUGUGUUUAUUCAGUGCCCAUUCCAUACGGAAAGGCAAUGAAAAUAUAUUUCGAGGACUUUGAUGUCGGAUACUUUUAUGGCUUGGUAACCAUUUCUAAUGAGCAGAACUUCAUUUUUGGUGAAUACUGUGGUCAGGGAACUGGCCAGACAGUUGUAGUGAGUGGUGAAUACGCCAUAACGACAUUCCAUUUCAGUGGCCAUGGGAGAGGAUUCAUCCUACGUUUUAGCGCAAUUCCUACUGUUCCACCCAACAUAUCAAUAGCAGCUGUCGUGGAAAUCUUCUCAGGAUCUGUAGUAGACAUUUUAGUGACUGGAACGGUUCCUAUGAACACGUCAAUCAUAAGAAACACUUCUGACUUGGUUUUAACAUCAAAUUCAGCCCUCAUUCAUUUCUAUCCUGAUGAGGAAGGAAACUACACCUGUGUAGCCACCAGCAAGUAUGGCUCGGACUCAAGAGAGUUUUCUGUUAUAUUCAAAGGAUGCGGUUCGUUAGUAAAUAACUCAUUGACAAGUCCAGGAUAUCCACACUCCGCACCAAGACGGAUGAAAUGUGUUUAUUCAGUGCCCAUUCCUUACGGAAAGGCAAUGGAAAUUUAUUUCAAGGAUUUUUAUGUUGGGUACUGGUAUUGGUGGCUCAGUGUGGGGUGUUAUGGCUUGGUAACCAUUUCUAAUGAGGAGAACUUCACUUUUGGUGAAUACUGUGGUUAUCAAACUGGGAAGACCGUUGUAGUGACUGGUGAUUACGCCAUAAUAACAGUCCGUUUCAAUGGCUAUGGGAGAGGAUUCGUCUUCCAUUUCAAAGCGGUUCCAACUGUUCCACCUAACAUAUCAGUAGCAGCCGUCGUGGAAAUCUAUCCAAGAUCCAAAGUGGAUAUUUCAGUUACUGGAACGGUUCCUAUGAACACGUCAAUCAUCAGAAACACAUCUGAACUAGUUUUAACAUCAAAUUCAGUUAGCAUUAAUUUUCACCCUUUUGAAGAAGGAAACUACACUUGUGUGGCCACCAGCAAGUAUGGCUCAGACUCAAGAGAGUUUUCUGUGAUAUUCAAAGAAUGUGGAUCAUUAGUAAAUAACUCAUUGAUAAGUCCCGGAUAUCCAAACCCUGGUACAGAAGAGCUAAAUUGUGUUUAUGAAAUUCCUAUCCCGUAUUAUGAGGCAAUGGAAAUUUAUUUCGAAGAUUUUGAUGUCGGGAACAGUUGGGGCCAUUGGUGUGGAUAUGAGUAUGUAAGCAUUUCUAGUGAGCAGAACUACUUUUUUGGCGAAUACUGUGGUCAGAGAACCGGGCAGACGGUUUUAGUUGGUGGUGACUACGCUUUAAUAACCUUCCGCUCCAUCGGUCAUGGGAGAGGAUUCAUCUUACGUUUCAGUACGAUUCCUGUUGCUCCACCAAGUCUGUACAUUCCAGCUGUGGUGGGAACCUUACCAGGCUUUAAACUGACAUUCACCCCGACUGGGAUUCCUCCUAUUCACACAACAAUAAGGAAGAACUCUACAGUGUUAUCUACCACAGUAGCAAGUGCUGCAGUCGUCCAGUUCCAUAAAGAAGGAAAUUACACUUAUGUGGCGAGCAAUCAUUAUGGAUCUUACUUUAAAGAAUUCUCUGUGCUAUUCAGAGCUGAUUGUGGAUACACAAUUAUAGAAAGGAAAUUGUCAUCCAAUAGGAUAGCAUCUUUACCUGAGAGAGUAUUUGCUGCAUUGAUAAAUCUGAAGCGUUUGUAUAUAUCUUCAACCUUGAUUUCCUCUUUACCUGAUAAAGUAUUUGCCAACUUAACGAGACUUACUUCGCUUGAUUUAUCUUCCAACAUGAUCACCUCUCUACCCAAUGAAGUGUUUGCCAGCUUAAAUAGUCUCUCUAUCCUGGAUUUAUCCUUAAACAUGAUUGCUUCUCUACCCAAUGAAGUGUUUGCCAAUUUAAACAGCCUUUUUGAGCUGGAUUUAUCUUCUAACAUGAUUGUUGCCCUACCUGAUGAGGUGUUUUCUGACUUGAGAAAUAUUCACGACUUGAAUUUAUCUUCAAACAUGAUUACCUCUCUACCUGAUAAACUGUUUCAGAACAUAACUGAGCUUCUGUGGCUGGAUUUAUCUUCAAACAAGAUUUAUUCUUUGCCAGAGAAAGUGUUUUCCAACUUAAAAAUCACUUUAGAACUGUAUUUAUCCUUCAACAAGAUUGCCUCUCUUCGCAAUAACGUAUUUGCCAACUUAGCAAGACUUACUUCGCUGGAUUUAUCUUCAAACAUGAUUGCAUCCAUCUCUGAUAAUGUUUUUACCAACCUAAGAGGCCUUCGGCGCCUGGAUUUAUCUUCAAAUAUGAUUACGUCAUUCCCUGAUAAAGUGUUUGCCAACGUGAAAUACCUUUGGUACCUAACACUGUCUGACAAUCCGAUAGAAAAAAUUGAGCCAAAGGCAUUUGGUCUGUCUUAUCAUGAAAUAAAAAUAACUUUGACAGACAGAAUCACCAGGGUGAUAGACUAUGAUUACCCAUCUGGCACCGGGAAGCACUCCUUGUAUCUCAAUCCUCUAGAAACACACGACGAAGCCAUCACAGUUCCUUCAACAGUGUCCCCGUCUGUUAUUUCUUUUCUACAUAAAGUGGGAUUCAGAAAGACGGCGUCUGAAAGUAACUACUUCAUAUUUCUACCCUGUCCGUUGGGUACAUUUUCACAUCACACCUUGUUUACCUCGGAGCUAGAUUCGGAUAUCUGCACAGAUUGUCCACCAGGUGGAUUUUACUCGGAUAAUCUUGCCUUCGUGGCGAAAGGCUGUAAGAAAUGUCCGAACGGGUCUUACGUUGCAUAUGACAAGAAACCUGGAAAAUCAGUGUUAGAUUGCAAGACUUGUCCUCUAGGAACCGAAACUGACUUUUUCGCUGGACAUCGAGCUUGUCCAUGCUUAGAAGGUCAUUAUCGAACUCACCUAUUUGAGGGAUGUCGCGAAUGUGGUAAAGAUGGACUUAUUUGCCAGAAAGAAUAUGCCUCCUUAAGACCUGGUUAUUGGUGGCAAUGGCGUAACGAUUCUUACAAACGUCGUUAUCAAGAUUUUAUAAAAAAUCUCGUGGAAUCUAAACCAGCAUUAGAUGAGCAUUCUGUGCAGUAUCCUUAUGCACUCCCAACGCCGUAUAGGUGCCAAGUACCAGAGUCCUGUAAGGGUGGAUUGGACUCACCAUGUGCAGAUGGAUAUGAGGGACCUAUUUGCUCCGUAUGCAGCUCAGGAUACUACAAGCAAUUCCACAGAUGCAAAAAAUGCCCAUCAAAAUCAUGGAUCGUGGGACAAUUAUCUCUUGUUGCUGUCAUUUUCUUAAUAACAUUUUCUCUGUUGGCAUGGAAGAGGAAAACGAAGCUUAAAACAGAGCGUGCUCUCGAUCUUAUGGACAAAUCCUUAUCCAAAUUUAAAAUCUUGAUAGGAUUUUACCAAGUCACUCAUGGCUUACUAGACGUUUUCUCCUAUAUCAGCUGGCCAGACUCGUUAGAAGUUGUUGCAAGGUAUUCAGGAAUACUGCAGAUGAAUUUGCUUCAGGUGGCACCCAUUCACUGCCUUUUUCCAGGAUUACACAUGAACGCGUUUGGAGACUUGUUUCUAAUCUUGUCAUUGAAUGCAAUUGUCAUCAUCGCUUCGGGUUUGAUCUUUGACAUUCGCAAGAUGAUUAUCUUUGGCAAUAAAAGCUUACUUGACGAAGAAAAGUUAGCCAAAACUUCACAACUGAAAGAAAUCGUGUUCAAAAAUCUGUUUUUCAUCCUUUAUGUGACUUAUUUGACUUCGUUUUCAAAGACAGCCAGUGUUCUGCCACUUGCUUGCCGUAAACUGUGCAAGGACAAAAAUGAACAGCUGUGCAACGAGUACCUCAAAGCAGACUACAGCGUGAAAUGCCAAGGCCAAACAUAUGACCAAUUGCUGAUUGUAGCCUACAUUUCCAUUGCGUACAUCUUUGCCCUACCUGCUGCGUCUUUUGUCGCCCUUUGGAGGCAUCGGCGAGCAAUAUCAACCACAGUAAACUGUGAUGGGUCACACGUUGACAAGGAAAUCGUUGGAGGUCUGCGGUUUCUUUUCGAAAACUACAAACCGUGCUCAUGGUAUUGGGAGCUGGUUGAAAUGUCUCGGAGAGUAAUUCUUACCUCUGGCCUUAUUCUCGUGGGUCAUGAAAGCAGGUCCUACAUUGGUCUGGCAUGGGUCGUGGCUGGUGUGUAUGGAAUUCAUUUCUCUUGGAUGAGACCCAUACAGGACCCAUUCGAAAACAGAUUAAUGACCACUUCCCUCGCCGUUACAGUUGUCAACUUAGGUAUCGGUGCUGUCAGCAAAAUUCCAGCAGAAAAUAUAUCGAACGCCGAGGAUAAACACAUGGAUGCCAUUUCAAUGAAGAUACUGAUUCUUGGAGCAAAUACUCUCGUGAUUGGGCUUCUCGUUGUUCAAUACCUGGUGUACGUAUAUCAGUACUUCAAAGAGUGGCGUAAGAACCCGCAAUGGUCCAUCUCGUGCUGCUUGGCCGUGCUCCUUCCUCUUAAUGAUUUGCAUGGCGAAAUUCGCGGUAUGGUUGGAAAGAACAUGCUUAAAGCACAGCUUCAGACAAGUAUGAUUAGAAAACCUUCCAUUGCAAAAGACCGUGGAGCUCUGAGUUUCACUCUGUCUCGAGAAGAACGUAGAGGUAAUGACGAGAAUACAACAAAUUCACUUGAGCAAAACUUGAUGGUAAAGAAACAUCGCAAGUACCGCCGAAUAAUGAAGAAUGACCAUGGGACACAAACAGAGGCCACUUCGCCACCGAUUCUUACUUCUCGCGGGUUAUUGGAACCAGCAUAUAUCUCUGUGAGUACUGAAUAUUGUUUCUUUACCAAAAUGGUCUAUGUUGUAAUCAGGUAA